Messenger RNA from Electrophorus electricus (electric eel), 1915 nucleotides. The record is from RefSeq and is a predicted model, not a curated record. Lineage: Eukaryota; Metazoa; Chordata; Actinopteri; Gymnotiformes; Gymnotidae.
UCUCAAGAUGGAUCUAUUGCUCAUCUGGUCUAUAUUACUCUUUUAUCUGAAUGUGCAGGUGAACUGUGACCCUCACCUGUCAAAACAAGAUCAGGUCCUGCUGUCUGCUGAGGAAAAUCCAAAGUGCUUCACCAGAAAUUUAGUUGACUUCACCUGCUUCUGGGAGGCACUUGUGGGAACAUCAUAUGAUUUUAUCUAUAUAACAGAUGAAGGAGAGAGCAGGUGUAACAUAAGUCAGCAGGACAGCGAGGACAGCAAAGUCCUCCAUGUUUGCUCUUUCCCACCCACGGAUGUGUACUUAUUCACCAUAACAUAUGUCAAAGUGAUUGACAUACACACCACCAACAUCUAUGACUGCGCUAUCAGCAUAGAGGAGCAUGUUCUGCUGUAUCCUCCUUCAAAUAUAUCUUUUAACCUUACUGGGGAGGCAGGGCAAAUGUUACUUAUGUGGUCAGCACCAAAAGAACCAAAAGCAUUGCAUAAUCAAAUAGAGUAUGAGAUGCAUUACUCCUAUAGGACCUCACAAGGCCUGCUUACAUGGGUGAUGGAUAAUUCCUGCUGUAGUUGUCAUAAACUGCUCUCCCUGCAUCCAUGAGAGAAGUGCACUGUGAAGAUGAGGCUUAAGCCUAGUAAGUCCGUAGCUUUCGAUGGACACUGGAGUGAUUGGUCACCUGCAAUUACAGCUAUGGUACCUCAGCCGGCAGAUAGCAUUGAACUACAGUGCCAUACUCCUGACCUGCAUCAAAUCCAGUGUACAUGGAAUGAGGAACUGUAUGGUAAUGGAAAUUACAACCUCCAUUACAGACAGACUAACAGAAAUAUUUGGGAGAGUUGGAACAUUUGUGGCAAAGCCAGUGUCUCUGCUAUUCAGUGCGUUUUCUACGGAGAUGAAUCCACCAUCUUUAAGGUUUAUCUCAGAGUCGGUUUUGAGCCCCUCAGCCGAACGUUUUACAAGGACAUAGCCUGGAUGAACAAGAGCAUCAAGACAGAGGCUCCAGGAGGGCUGCAGGAGAAGAUUGAUGGAGGAAGGCUUUGUCUGAGGUGGAGCUGCCCUCUUCCACUCAUAUCCCAGCACCUAAUGUAUGAGGUCCGAUACCAGCUCCAAGGAGAGACUGGAUGGAAGGAUUUCACAAUGAGGAAUGCCAAGACUAAUACUUGUUUGGAUAUACAAACAGGUAGCCAGUAUGCCAUCCAAGUUAAAGCUAUGCCCAAUGGAUUAUUUUACAGGGGGCAGUGGAGUCUCUGGUCCAAACCUCUCAUGGUACAAUUGCCACCAAACACAGGGUCGCUGUUCUUUGCAUGUGUCCUGAUAAGCUUGCUCCUUUCCAUUGUGUUCUUCUCCUCCUUCACCAUAUAUAUCAGUAAGCUCAAGCAGUUCCUGUGGCCUCCAGUCCCAAACCUUAAUGAAGUGCUGGAAAACUUCCUGAAAGACAUCAAUGAGCAAAACUGGGAGCCCAAGUUCAGCGUCAAGAUGUGUGAUGACACACCUGCCACAGUGGUAGAGGUCAUGUCUGAAAGUGAGAGUCAGCUCAUGAGGAAACCAUCCAGGGCAUCAAACUGUCCUCUCUUGAUGCCACAAGCCUCCAUGGCUGCGGACAGCAUCGGCGAGUAUUCUCAGGAUGGUUUGGAGGUGAGCCGGGAGUAUGUGACUCUUAACACCAAUGUUCUCCCUUGCUUGACUGGAAACGACUAUGUGUACAGUAUGAAUGCAUCACCUGACCUGGUUGGGGAGAGACUGUGCUGUUGCUCGUCCAGCUGUUCUACAACCUUCUCAGCAUCCACCACCAGCAUCCUUAACCACUCCUAUCUGCAAUCUGAGUUUGGAAGAGUCAACCCUCCAGCCUGCCACUACACCAAUCUAGAGAACACUGAAACAGCUAGGGUGAAGUCAAAAAAAGAACAAGAACAAAAAUGA